UCAUCUAAUCAGGAGUGCGUCCAUGCUCGGGAUGAGGCUGAGCUGAAACUGGCCUCUGCUCAGCAGGGGUGGGGGACAACGACACGUCACUCUGUCUGUCCAACCCCACUGGCGUUUGACGGAACCUCUCCCCUGAGGUUAGGCUAGACUCAGAUGCAUGGUGUAAGAUGGAGCCUCUCAAUCAAUGAGCUCCAGGGUGGGGAUGUGGAAGCUGGCACAUUCCUGCUUGCAGGCUCUGACGCUCGGGUAAAUAACCUUUACGGCAGUCCCAUGGAAGAGGUCCACUGGAGAGCCCUACGGGAACACCCCAUGAUACCUUCACAAGCCCGGCAGCAGCUUUUCUUACAGGAGACAGCCAUUAGUGGGGUCUGGGGGCAGCAUGUUCAUACAGUCUAAAUGGUUAUUGUGUGAGGUGCAGUGGAUAUGGGAGGGGAUGAAAUGCAUGCCCAUUCAAGUCUAGGGAGCAACUGGCUGUCCAUAAUAAGAUCAAACAUCACAUGACUGUUAUAGUAGAUGUACACUGCUGCUUUGAACUCCAUUUGCCUUGAGAUUGUGGAUGUUCAGGUGAAGACACUCGCACAUGCACACAACACCCACUUACACAAAUAUAUGCACACUCACUUAAACAGAAGCAUGUUGUCACAUAGCAACACAUAUGUGUACACAUAUUAACACACACACUCUUUUCAAAUUUCAUUCAUCCUAUCCAUUUAGUAGGCCAUUUAAAACACUUGUGCACAAACUUUGCCUACCACACUGUGUUUCUCCUACUGAAUUCUGUCAAAAACAUAGAGAGAACCAUGAAGAUUCCCCUUCUCCAGCUCCCCACAUUACCCAUGAAUCCCCUCCAUGCUGAUGGUUAUGGUUAUUGUUUGCACUAUGAGAAACAAGUUGGUUAUGCUAAAUGUUUACCUCUCUGAUCCCCAGCUCGAUACCACUCACUUCAGUUCUUAUCUCUUCCCACCCCCGCCCCUUUCUUUCCCCUGCUGUGAAUCAGGGCCCUGAUCACUGUGUAAAGUGUUUACACUUCAAAGAUGGGCCUAACUGCGUGGAAAAAUGUCCUGAUGGCCUGCAGGGGGCGCACAGCUUCAUCUUCAAGUAUGCAGAGGCCAACAAGGAAUGCCACCCCUGCCACUCCAACUGCACCCAGGGGUGCACUGGACCCAGACUCCAGGAUUGUAUGGGAAUGAUGGACAGGACUCCCCUAAUUGCAGCUGGAGUGAUAGGUGCACUGUUUGUGGUGGUUAUCGUGGCACUCAGCGUGGCUGUGUCUGUCCGACGCAAGAGCAUAAAAAAAAAGAGGGCCCUCCGUCGCUUCCUGGAGACCGAGCUGGUGGAACCCCUGACCCCAAGUGGCACGGCUCCAAACCAGGCCCAGUUGCGCAUCCUGAAGGAGACAGAUCUGAAGAGGGUGAAGAUCCUGGGCUCAGGGGCGUUUGGCAUCGUCUAUAAGGGAAUCUGGGUGCCAGAGGGUGAGACCGUGAAGAUUCCAGUGGCCAUUAAGAUUCUGAACGAGACCACGGGCCCCAAGGCCAGUGUGGAGUUCAUGGACGAGGCGCUGAUUAUGGCCAGCAUGGAGCAUCCCCACCUGGUGAGGUUGCUGGGGGUGUGUCUGAGCCCCACCCUCCAGCUGGUGUCCCAGCUCAUGCCCCAUGGCUGCCUGCUAGAUUACGUCCACGAGCACAAGGACCACAUUGGGUCCCAGCUGUUGCUUAACUGGUGUGUGCAGAUCGCCAAGGGCAUGAUGUAUCUGGAGGAGAGGAGGCUUGUGCACAGGGACCUGGCCGCUCGCAAUGUGCUGGUCAAGUCACCCAACCACAUCAAGAUCACCGACUUUGGGCUGGCCCGUCUACUUGAUGCUGACAAGAAGGAGUACAAUGCAGAUGGGGGCAAGAUGCCCAUUAAAUGGAUGGCCUUGGAGUGCAUCCACUACAGGAAGUUCACCCACCAGAGUGAUGUAUGGAGCUAUGGGGUCACUGUCUGGGAGCUGAUGACUUUCGGAGGGAAGCCCUACGAUGGGAUCCCUACCCGUGAGAUCCCAGACCUGCUGGAGAAGGGAGAACGUUUGCCCCAGCCCCCCAUCUGCACCAUUGAUGUCUACAUGGUCAUGGUCAAAUGCUGGAUGAUUGAUGCAGACAGCAGGCCCAGGUUUAAGGAGCUGGGGGCGGAGUUCUGCAGGAUGGCCCGUGAUCCGCAGCGAUACCUAGUUAUCCAGGGUGAUGACCGUAUGAAGCUGCCCAGCCCAAAUGAAAGCAAGUUCUUCCAGAGCCUUCUGGAUGAGGAGGAGCUGGAGGACCUGCUGGAUGCAGAGGAGUACCUGGUCCCACAUGCUUUCAACAUCCCCUCACCGUCCUAUACACCCCAGCCCCAGGGCAAGCCCAGCAGGUUGAUGAACAGCAGUUUUGACACAGAGAAGUCACCCCACCUCCACACAGCAGCAGCAGUGACUCCUUCAUGCACUUCCCACGAGCCAGCAGCCACCCAGAGCACCUCCCCAGAGGACACACAUAACGGCACCCUGCUCAAGGCAGUGCCGCAGCUUGGGGAGGAGAGAGGAAUCCAGCGAUACAGUGCUGACCCCACCGAGCAUGGCACCCACGGGGAUGCCAGCGAGGACAACUACAUGACCCCAACAAAGGACAAGACCUCCUCAGCAGAUUAUCUCAGUCCUGUGGAGGAGAACCCCUUUGUCUCCCGCUGCAGAAACAGGGAGGCACAUGCACUGGACAACCCCGGGUACCAUGGUGCACCUAACGGGCAUCCCAAGGUAGAGGAUGAUUACAUAAACCAGCCCCUCUACCUCAACACCUUCCACAGCACUAGCGAGAAAGGGCAGGAGAGACAGAAGAAAACCACAGUCCCUGCCCCCCACACCACAGCCACCACCAUCACUACUGUCUCUCACACCCCCCUUCCCGCCCACACUGACCACAGCCAUCACCCUCCCCAGACAAACCACACUCCUCUAUCUGCCCAGGCAAGCCAGGCCCCUGUCUUUACCCAGGCAAGCCACACCCCUCUCCCUACCCAGGCAAGCCAGGCCCCUGUCUUUACCCAGGCAAGCCAUGUCCCUCUCCCUGCCCAGGCAAGCCAGGUGCCUGUCCUUACCCAGAUAAGCUACACCCCUCUCCCUGUCCAGACAAGCCACGCCCUUCAACCUACCCUGGGAAGCCACAACACUCACCUAGCCCAAGCAAACCACGCCCACCACCCCAGUUACCCCAGCCAAAGCAUGCACCUCACCUAUCCAUUACACACGCUCCACCCUGCCCACCUUGGGCAUGCCCUCAACCCCAGCCACACUGGCACCAUCCUGGCGGAUAAGAAGUCCAAGCAGACCUUUGACAAUCCUGAGUACUGGCAGCACAGCCUCCUGCACAGCGCUGGCGUGCAUGGGCCUGAAUACACACAGGAGUGCAGCACCAAGCUGUCCCACAAGCAGAACGGCCGUGUCCUCCCCACCGUGCCUGAGAACCCGGAGUACUUGUCCCAGCUCUCCCUGAAACCCGGUCCACUGCUACCACCCCCUCCCUACCGGCAGCGGAACACUGUGGUGUAGCGUGUUCAUGUGUGUGUGUGCACGCAUCUGUGUGUGCAUGUGCAUGUGUGUGUGUGUGUAGGGGUGAGGGGGGAUCACCAUCAGGAGAGCUGCCCUGGUCUUCUCAACCUGGUCCAGUUCCCAUACCAGCAUUAUGACACCAAUCAUUUUCUCUGCCUCUUCCUCCUCCAAGCUGCAACAAGCCACAUUCUCCCAACAUCUUUAUUAGGAUGGGGAGACUGGCGGACUUGCGUCUUCAAAUACGCACCCCAAUGACUCCAGUCCCCCAAGAAAUAAAGUGUCAGUCAAGCCUCGCCUUCUUUCUGAUCCACCAAGCCCCCACUCCCAAUCAUCAUAUCAACCUCAUCCUCUUGAAGCCACUCAAGUAAGGCCAUUCUACUGCAUUGCCAGGUAGAACUGGAUUCACUCUCCAUCCUUUACUGGUAGGGGUCUGUGAAUAGUGUGAAGAGUUCCAAGCAGUAUGGAGGAAAACAAUAUGGCAUAACCUUGUGAGAACUCUCAUUCUAUAUUCAAUAUCCAUUGUCUAUAAGUCUGACUCUGUGUCAACGCUUACUGCGGAAUCUUAUGUACAGGAUGGUACAAGGUACAGGGUGACAAUUCCAAGGUAGCGAGUGCUGUUGAGUAUAUUUUUGACCUUACAUGUCAAUCUAUAGAGCAAGUUUUUUUUUUCUUUUUUUACCCAUAAUCCAUAGUAAGCAGACUUGCACUGGUACCUGGCACAGUUCUCUAUGCCACUCUAUAGAACAGUCUUUCACAUUCAGUUUCUUAG
This is a messenger RNA of Megalops cyprinoides (Indo-Pacific tarpon), 4328 nucleotides long. Its product is annotated as receptor tyrosine-protein kinase erbB-4-like. Gene Ontology annotation, biological process: positive regulation of kinase activity; multicellular organism development; positive regulation of cell population proliferation. The transcript has 13 exons. Gene Ontology annotation, cellular component: basal plasma membrane; signaling receptor complex. Gene Ontology annotation, molecular function: ATP binding; transmembrane receptor protein tyrosine kinase activity; epidermal growth factor receptor binding. NCBI's taxonomy places the organism in Eukaryota, Metazoa, Chordata, Actinopteri, Elopiformes, Megalopidae. The coding region runs from base 905 to 3559 and encodes 884 amino acids. The record is from RefSeq and is a predicted model, not a curated record.